AUGUCGCCCACCGCGUCCAAUCCUCGCAAGGCGGUCGUUGUCGGCGCCGGCCCCGUGGGAUGCCUCGCUGCUAUGUCCCUCGCCCGCCAGGGCUGGUCCGUGGACAUUUACGAGGGUCGUCCCGAUAUGCGUCUGCCCUCGUCCAAGGCCGCCGCGCAGCAGCGCUCUAUCAAUUUAGCCAUAUCCGCUCGCGGCAUCGCUGCCAUCCGUGCCAUCGACCCUGAUGCCGCGGACCGUUUCCUCAGCACCGUCAUUCCCAUGCAUGGCAGAAUGAUCCACGACCCUAGAGGGCGCCAACAGAGCCAGCCCUACGAUCGGGACGGCCAGUGCAUCAACUCUAUCGGGCGCGCAUUCUUGAAUGAGGAUCUCCUAGGAGAAGCGCUGGCUAAUCCGCGCAUCCGCGCAUUUUUCCAACACAAAAUCGCCACUAUCGACUUCGACCGCAAGACCAUGAAGGUUCGAAACGUGGAAGGAAACGAGGAUCUCGACGUCCCUUUCGACUUCUGUAUCGGCGCGGACGGGAGCUACUCUGUCGUCCGGAGUCAGCUGAUGCGUGUGGUUCGGAUGGACUACGCCCAGCAAUACAUUCCCCACGAGUACUUGGAGCUUAAGAUGCCGAUGGGUCCGCCGAACAAGCCCAGCGGAGAUCCCACCUUUUUGCUCGAUGAGAACCACCUGCAUAUCUGGCCGCGGCACACCUUCAUGCUGAUUGCGCUCCCGAAUAAGGAUUAUUCAUUCACCUGUACGCUCUUCGCGCCUACUUCGACCUUCGACUACCUGGCCUCGAGCUCCGAUGACGAGGUCCUCCGGUGGUUCCGCGCCCAUUUCCCCGACGCUCUAUCUCUCAUCGGCGACAAAGCGUUCCUCGAAGACUUCCAUCGGAACCCGAGGGGCACGCUCAUUACAGUGAAGGCGAACCCGUAUCACUACAAGGACUGCGCCGUCAUCCUAGGCGACUCGGCGCAUGCCAUGGUUCCGUUCUAUGGCCAGGGCCUCAACUGUGGUCUAGAAGACGUCCGUGUACUGGACGUUCUCCUUCGCGAAGCAAGUGUGGACCCCACCAUGAGCUUUCCUGAAGGCUCGAUCGAUCCGCGAUUGGCUAGUGCCCUGAGCAAGUACUCCGAAACCCGACACGAGGACCUGGUGGCAAUUUGCGACCUUGCCAUGGAGAACUAUGUCGAGAUGCGCCACAAGGUGGUCACGCUUGGGUACCGCUUCCGCACGGCGCUCGACGAGCUCCUGUACGCCUUCAACUGGUCCCACACCACCGCCGGGGAUGUCAUGCCGAGCCUGUCGACCAAGACGUUCUCCAACGCUGUCUCCGGGUGGCUGCCGCAGUACACGAUGGUGUCGUUCCGGCCGGACGUGAGCUACUCGACGGUGCGCCGCAAGGCGCAGAGGCAAUCGGAGGUGCUUAGGACCGCGGGGUGGAUCAGCGUGAGCGCCGUGCUGGGUACUGCGGGGAUCGGGGCCGCGAUUCUGGCGCGGCGACUGUAUGGGCGCGCUUGA
This is a messenger RNA of Epithele typhae, 1509 nucleotides long. Its product is annotated as FAD/NAD-P-binding domain-containing protein. The transcript has 7 exons. NCBI's taxonomy places the organism in Eukaryota, Fungi, Basidiomycota, Agaricomycetes, Polyporales, Epitheliaceae. The coding region runs from base 1 to 1509 and encodes 502 amino acids. Gene Ontology annotation, biological process: quinolinate biosynthetic process; NAD+ metabolic process; L-tryptophan catabolic process. Gene Ontology annotation, cellular component: mitochondrial outer membrane. The record is from RefSeq and is a predicted model, not a curated record. Gene Ontology annotation, molecular function: kynurenine 3-monooxygenase activity; NAD(P)H oxidase H2O2-forming activity; FAD binding.